GUUUUUUUCAACAAAUCAUCCCCAUCACGUAACCACUUGAUCGAGGUGAGCAUUCGAAAUCGUAUUGAAUUUCGUAUGCGAAAAUAUUCGAAAAUACGACCCCAGUACCUGUCAUUUGAUACCUUGAUGAAGUGGUUACGUUAUGGGGAUGAUUUGCUGGAAAAAACUACUCCUUCACAUGCUGGAGCCGCGGCGACGCGGCCAAAUGGGAGGUGGCACCAUUACAUUUUUCGCAUCGCAUAAUUGCCGCGCAUAUUUCGGAACAGGGAUUUUUUGGUUACCCUCGAAAAUAAGCAAUGUUGAAAAAUUGAGCAAUAAAUAAUAGUUAUUUUUGUAUGUAGGGCGUGAAAUGCUACUUGGGUGAUCGAGAACUGAUUUUUUUAACGAGGCGCAGCCGAGUUAAAAAAAUAGUCGAGAUCACCAAAGUAUUUCGCGCACGAGUUGUAAACAAUAUUUUUUCUACAACUCCAUUCAAAUAUCCAUGAUUCAAAGCUAAAAUUGCAUUAACCAUCAAAGGCAGGUAAAUUUUAAUUAUUUUUGGUUUCCUGUCAGAUGACAGGUAUUUCUUACCUGAGUGUGCGAACUAAGCAUUUCGAACACUGGAAAAUCAUUUCGCACACGGCGUCAUGGGAACGUUAAAAAAAAAUCUAUCUGGAAAAAAAAGUGUCACUUCGCAAAUUGUCACCAGUGUGCAAACAUCAUCUUUUUUUUGACAGUUGUAGAAAAAAAAAUGUAUUGCUCUUUCGGCCAAAACUUCACUGGCACCAUGACAUUUUUCGAAAGUUUAUAUACAAAACUUCAAUAUUCUUGCAAUUUCGAGUGGUUACGCGAUCGGUCCAAAAAUUUGCAGCCGGAUCUCGGACUAUUAGUGAACUUUUCGAUUUUCCUGUCGGUACCAUUUUAUUUUUUGCAAGUAUUCUCUCCGCCACAAAACAAUUUCAUCUUUGUCAAAUAACAAACUAAUUCUCUGUCGAGUAGGUAUAGAAGAUUCCAUUAUGACUGACUUUGGCAGGAAGUCGACAAACAAAGUCACAUAACCUAUAAAUAGCAACGCCAAUGUUAUUAUUUUUUUCAAUUUUGGGCUUAAAGGACCCCGCACACUUCUUAUGGGAAUUCUGACCGCGGUCAAAUUUCACCAAAUUUUAGUAUGUUAUAGAUCUCACCUUUCUGAUCAAUAACUACCAUGGGUACAACUUAAUCCUAUGACUAGUUUUUGAGAUACAGAUAGUUUAAUGUCCAAGAAAUACACACAUUUUAUAUGCAUUUUCAUCUACCUGUCACCUGAGCGUGAGGAUACCUGUCCAUCCUGGUAUUAUUAGGUGACAGGUAAAUGUAAAUGCAUAUAAAAUGUGGGCAUUUCUUGGACAUUAAACUACCUGUAUCUCCAAAACAAGUCCUGGAUUGAGUUGUGCCCAUGGUAAAUAUUGAUUAGAAAGGUGAGAUCUUUAACAUACUGAAAUUUGGUUAAAUUUGACCGCGUUCAGAAAUCCCAUAACAAGUGUGCGGGGUCCUUUAAUAACUGUGGCAGUUUUGGGGAACGUGAUAUGUUUUAUCAAGGGGCAGUGAAGCGAACCGCGUGUGGCUAAAUUCAGCUGGUGUAGGCACUGCGGUGGAAUGGUCGAAGGAACAGUGUUGGUAAAUUGAACAGGGUUUGGCAAGCUGUGGUUUGGUAUUGGCAUUAGUGAAUCGCAAUCACCGCAUCCGUGGCGGUGCAUCAUUUUGGUGAAUUUAGCCACACGCGGAAUGUGUGUUUUGUGAUUGUAAAAGUGAUAGUCGAACGAGUUCCAUAACUUUUCUUAACUUUCCGAAGCCCAUGUCUUUGUUUUGUUUGUCGACCCAUCUAUUGACAGACGUCGCUUUUGACAGUCUCGCACAUGUGUCAUGUUGACGAUGAAAGUUUCUAUUAAAAAUUAUUCAUGCACUUUACGCCCCAUUGCGCUUUUAUCAAAGUCUCCGCGCAACUUUUUUUUUGGAUCAGAAAGUUUACAUUUCUAUUUAUAGGUACUCCUUUAUAACAUUGAUCGCGGUUUUGGAGCACACCCCUGUUUUGGCAGCAAUUCCCCUCUCAACUUUCAUGUACCAGUAUUCUCUAAGAUUUCAUGUUUAUAAAUAUUAGGAAUCAUCCCUUUAACCCUUUUCACGUAGCUCCGGUUUAACAAACCGCAACAUACCGCUCAAAUUCGAGUGCUAUCGAUCACUUCACUUUGUAACCAGGUUAGAAAACGGUAUGUCAUACUUGACAUACCGCUACCAACCGUUUUGUAACCCGGUUAGUUUAAACCGGACCACGUGAAAAGGACUUUUAUAUGAAUUUACAUCUACCCGUUUACUAAUUAUACCAGGAUGGACAGGUUUCCUCACGCUCAGGUGACAGGACUGACAGGUAGAUGUAAAUGCAUAUAAAAUAUGUAGGUAUAGUGAAAUAAAUAAAAUAAUGGUUGCAGGUCAUCAAUGACGUCGAAAUUAUUGCCAAUUUAGCCCAGGACCAAUAAACAAAUUUUUCCUCGAGAAAGGAAAUAAUUUUUAACAAGCUCCAAUCUUUUUUACAGGUAGUUGAAACCAUCCUUAUUAACAUACUAAAAGUCUCACAGUCUCUCAUUCCGGGAACCCUGAAAAAUCUUGGCCGCCAUCUUGGUUUUUUUCAGUUAUUUGUAAAUAACUCGUUAACAGUGAAUUUUUUUUGGAAAAUAUUUGGAAUACUUUUUAUAGAAAAUUAAAAAAACACACAUUUUAGUUUUUUAAUUGUUUCGAUAGCGUAAAUUAUUAAAAAGGUUAUGGCAAUAAAACUUGGAUCGAAAAUUUUUAUUUCUCAGAUUUUUCAAUUAAAAUCACUAAUAAUGCUUUUUUAACCCUUGCAAACAAAAUUCUGAGCUGUUCUACAAAUAAUGUUUAUGCCCAAUUUGAGUCAAUUCUGAUGUGAAGAUUUUUUUUCUCUUCCAAAACUGUUUUUAUAAUUGAUGAAGGAUUGUUCCUAUACAUUAGUCUGGCAAAAACCUGCAACCUACCAUGAAAUAUGUCUUCAAUGUGUUAAUUUUGCACUGCAUUGUCAUACACAAAAAUGUUUUAUUGUUUUUGAUGGUUAUGACAGUGACAUUAUAUCUACAAAAGACGCUAUACAACAAUUUAGAUCUCAGGAAAGUGUAGAAGUGUCAGUAACUCCAGAUUCAAUUGUUGCCAUUUCCCAAGCAGACUUUUUAAAAAACAACAAAAAAUAAGUUUCAUUAGCAUCUUAAAGGGAUAUUUACUGAAGGCAGGAUUCGUAGUUCAGCAAGUCCAAAGAGAUGCUGAUGUUGAUAUAGUUCUAAAAGCAGUUAGGUACUCAGGGUAAUACCAUUACAGUUGUUUCUGAAGAUACCGAUGUCGCUAUUUUAUUGUUGCACCAUACCAAAACUACAAACAUUUAUUUGAUGAGACCUGGAAAAGGGGCCAAGGCAGAUAAAGUAACGCAAAUAAGUACAUUACAGCAAUAGUUAGGUCAUAACAUAAAAUCUUCAAUUUUAUAUGAAAUGUCAGGCUGCGACACUACCUCUUUUCUUCUCAAGAAGUCAAAGAAGCAGUUAUUGUCUGUAUUUAAUAAAGAUGAUUUGCUCUGUCAUAAAGCUUACUUAUUCCAAGAUCAAGAUGCAUUGAAACAUGAUCUAUUUGAAAUUGGCUUUGAAUACAUUUUGAAAUGGUAUGGAGCUAAGAAAGUGCAGAAAUUGAAUGACUGCCGGUAUAUUAUGUAUACUAAAGUAAUAAGCAGGCAAAAACCUGGUGCAAAUUUUGACUUAGCUGUACUACCACCUACCGAAAAAGCAGCUAGAGAGCAUAUUUUGAGGGUGUACUUUCAGGUGCAAGAAUGGUUAGGCCGAAAUAUGAAUUCCACCAAUUGCGGAUGGAAAAACGAAAAAGAGAAGUCGUACCCUGUUAAAACAACAGGUGAUGUAGCCCCCAACGACAUCUUAAAGCAGAUAUUUUGCAAUUGCAAAACUCUUUGCGUUAGAGGAUGCUUAAAGGAUGGAGGAUAUAGAAGAAUGUACCGAAAUGUCACAUCGAAAUAUGAAAAUGAAUGUAGAUUAGAAAGAUGAGCACAUAUUGCUAAUAGGUAUCCUAAUAUUUUUAGAUAAACUGACGAUAUAAUACGUCAAGUCAGGACGGACUGUAAGACCCAAAUUUUUAUGAACACUUUUCUAUUUAUUUCACGGAACAACAAAUUUAACCAAUGCAAGGGUUGAAAAAGCAUUAUUAGUGAUUUUAAUUGAAAAAUCUGAAAAAUUAAAGUUUUCAUUCCGUUUUAUUGCCAUAACUUUUUUGUUAUUUAUCCUAUUGAAACGAUUAAAAAACCAAAAUGUGUCUUUUUUAAUUCUCCAUAAAAAAGUAUUCUACACAUUUCCCAAAAAAAAUUCACCGUUAACGAGUUAUUUACAAAUAACUGAAAAAACCAAGAUGGCAGUCAAGAUUUUUCAGGGUUCCCGGAGUGGAAGACUUUGGGACUUUUAGUAUGUUAGUAAGAUUGAUUUGAACUAUCUGUAAAAAAAUUCGCAGCUUGUUGAAAAUUAUUUCCGUGCAUUUGUCUAUUGGUCCUGCACUAAUUGCAGUUUGUAAGAAAUUAAAAUUCGUUUUAAACCCAGAUCAUAUAACCGAAUCUGCCGAUAAAAUGGGAUUUAGGUUGGCACUCGUGGGUAAUGCUGCCAAAUGUUGCCUUCUGCAAAUAUUCGGUUAUUGAUUUUAUUAAUUUGAGGUUUGCUGUCAGUUUUUAACGAGUCGGGGAUUGAUAGUUGGAAUAUAAAGUAUACUUUCUAUAAAAUUGUAUUGAUGGAAUUUCUUUUUUUUGGUAUUAGUGAUUCUUAUCAAUUUAUCAAUAAAAAUGUAAUCUGGGAAAAUGACAAACUUCACUUGAUAUGGUAUGUCAAAGUAAAACGAAGUUGAUGCGGCAACAUUGCGACACGCUAAUGUCAUAAAUUUUGAUGCUCCACAACCCUUAUUUUAUUAAUUUCCUUAUACAUUUCUUGGAAAUUAAACUACCUGUAGUUAUCUCAAAAACUAGUCAUAGGAUUAAUUUGUGCCCAUAAUUAUUUUGAGUUCUAUAUUUCAAAAGGUAUACGUAUAAAUAGUUAUUAUGUUGCCGUAGUAAUUUAUUUUUGAGUGAUUUCUUUCUCAAAAAUAAAUAGUUAUUUAUAGUGAAAUUAAUUAAACAGUGUAUGCACGUGAUCAAAAUUAAUGACAUAAGCACGUCGCAAUGUUGCCGCUAUUAACUUUCGUUUUACUUUGACAUACCAUGUCUAGUAAAAUUUGUUAUCACUAAAGCUAGUCACUUUUCGUCGUAAAUUUGAUUGCGAAUAGAGCUAACAUCAAGGUGAUCUUGAUUCGUAAUCCGCUUCUUAUGUGGACGUUUUUUCUCUGGUGAAUUUAACGCUAAAUUAUCCCUAACUUUUUGAGAGAUUUCACAAUGGAUUUUAUUCACAGAGGUUAUACCAAUAUUCAGUGCAGCUGCAACACACUAGAAAAAUAUUCCCAAUUAAAGCCCCAGAAGAUUUAUAUUUAAUAGUAUCAAUAUACUUCACCUUUCUAACGCUAUUUAAUGGCAAAAAGGGGCCCCCAUUAUCUCGUUCCUGUUCAAAGAAAAUAAUUAGAGACGCAACGAAUUUCUGACUCUGACUAUUCAAUGACUUUGGCAUUUUAUAGAUACACAAAUAAAAAUAAUUGACCUUUUGUUUGGACGCCAUAUUGCGGUGCGCGAACGUAGUUGCCAAAAAAAGAAAACAAAAAUUACUAACGGGCUGUCAACAUUGAAAACAAAAGUAACAAAAUGAUUGAUCCUUGCUAUCCUUUUUGUUUGUUUACUUACUCUCUCUGAUUGAUGAAAGACAAUGAAAGUAAAUAGGUAGAUAUUUUAUUACAUGUAGUUAGAAUAACAAUUAAGUUAUUGUUGACAUUAUUAUGUUUGAAUCACAAAUAUGUCAUUGCUGAGGUAACUAAGCAUAGAUUGUUAAAUAAAUAUAUUGUCAAAACAAAUAUAAAGAUUGCUAAAAACAUAAUGUUGUGAUGGCAACAAUAGGUUAUAUUUGGUUCAAUUGUAUAGAAUCUAGCUACCGAAACAAUACCGUAUAAGUGGGAUAGAUGUAACUGUGUGAUUCCGAUACCGAUACUAGUCAAUUACUUUAGCAAUAUCAUUACCGUAUACGACCAUGUAUUUUGUGGAAUCGGCAUAAGUUCAUGUUGCUCUAACAACACGUUUGAUUGGGAGUACCAUACAUAUCCGGGCCUCAGCCUCGGGCGCCGACGCGUGACGGCUGCAAGCAAGCUAUUCUACCCUACCACACCAAUUCAGUUCCAAAAUGGCCAGGAACCAGGAAUAGUUUCUCUCUCACGAGUGCGUUCUCUUACUUCUUAACAAUUUGGUUCUCCUUCUAAAUCCCUUCUAUAUAUUUUGUGUGUAAACGUGAAGUGAUUCUAAACCAAGAACAGUGUUGUACAGUAAGAACGGGCCAAGAAGAUGCCAUUGACGUCGUCACUGACGAAGAAGGGAAAUUUCCUUUUCUCUAGGGCCCUCUCAUUUGAAGUGAUACAAACGAUAACGCGUGUGUAUUCUAACUAUGUCGGUUUUGAAUUUAUUUGCAAAAUAAAUGUUUUAAAUAUUUUGAAAUUGUUUUUGUUGAUCUCCUGUAGGUACCUAUUUGAAAAGCACUGGUAAUUCUAACAAAAUACAUUGUUAGAAGAGCAAUAAUUGGCAUUCUUCCAACAAAUGAUAUGAUUGCAGAUAAUAUAUAAUAUGGUCAAUGGAAAUUAGUAAAUGGUAAUUAUAUCAAUACUAG
Ceutorhynchus assimilis (cabbage seed weevil) is the source of this 6794-nucleotide messenger RNA. The record is from the annotation of a GenBank genome assembly. NCBI's taxonomy places the organism in Eukaryota, Metazoa, Arthropoda, Insecta, Coleoptera, Curculionidae.